AUUUGAAUUCCGAACUCGUCGCUAUAUGUAGUUGGCGGGAAAAUUUUAUCAAAUUUCACAAACGAUUUGUCAACGCAUGUUCAAACAAUGAAUAAUAUAAAAUUAACAAAGUUUCACCCGUGUAUACUAAUCUCGAUAUCUAUAAUAUUAAUGUGGAAUAUAAUUGCUUUAAAUUGUGAUAAUAACGUAGAGCGAUACCAAGAAAUUUUGGAUGAUUUACCAAAAGAUUCGGACUUAGAGCACUAUCUUGCAAUUUUGGAGAGAGCGGUAGAUUUCUGUGUCGAUAACAAAUUUGACGUGGAUAUAAACUUAGACUUUGGCUUGUUUUUGACUGGAGUGACCCUACAGCAGGUUUUAAGAGAAAAAGGACAGGAAUUGCCACCAGAAAUUGUUUUCCGUUUAGAACAAUUGCUCCUUAAGUAUGACGAAGUAAAGGAGAUCUUCAACAAUGAUAAGGACAUAAUAAGUGGAAUCGGUAUGAAAUCACAAUUAUCAUACCUGAUAUACAACAUAAGUGCAUGGCCAGUACCUUUGGAAAAGUUCAAUUUAGAACUUCUGAAACGCACAAACACAUACGAUGAAAAUCAGUUGAAGGAAAUUUAUGGACAAUGGGAAACUUACAUAAACACUAUCACAGACUAUUAUAAUUUCAAUCCCCCAAUUGAGGAUUCUGACCAGUGUGUGGCACGUUUGGCGUUUCUACCUGCAUAUACACAGACUCGGAAACCUCAAACUAGAUGUAGAUUGCCAGCGUUUUGUAUUAAGUACUCGCUUGAAGGAGAUGAUUUUGGAUAUGGAUUAGCGCACAGACUUUUACUCUUUAUUAUGGCAAAAUAUUCUCGAAAUUGUGCAGUUUUUGCCGAAAACGUUGACAAAUACAAAAUGGGCGGGUUUUGUUCAAUGUUAUAUGUUGAAUGCCAGUAUAUUGCGCUUAACGAUUUUGGUAUGCCCGAUUUGUUUUUAGAAAUCAUUGCACUCUGCGGGUUGCUAGGGCACGCUCAGUUUUUAACCAAUUCUUGGAUGGAAAUCCUUACAGCGUGUCAAACACCAGACGGUUACUUUAAUGGAAAUAUACUUGGAUUUGAACAUUCACUGAAUCUUAAACAAAAAGAGCUAAUGCAACAUACGACUGGAGUCGCCGUCGCAGCAGUUGCCAACGUCAUCAGAUACAUCGCAGAAACCCAUUAUUAAUUGACCCUAAAUCUAGUAUCCAAUAUUAUUUGUAUAAAAAUCCUUGGAUCUUAUAUCUUAAAGUGGAAUUCCCGUAAUUUAUUAUUUUUAUUUUAGAAUCCUACUACUAUUAUAAAGGCGAAAGUUUGUAAGUAUGGAUGUAUGGAUGUUUGUUACUCUUUCACGUAAAAACUACUGAAUGGAUUUGAAUGAAACUUUACCACAUUAUACCUUAUACAUCAGAAUAACACAUAGGCUACAAUUUUUGUCCACGCGAACGAAGUCGCGGGCAAAAGCUAGUAUUAUAAUAAUUAAGAAGAGAUCACGGUUCCACAACGCGCCGUAGCCAUAUUUUACGUUACACGCAUAUACUUUUUCCAUGUAC
Molecule: messenger RNA, 1555 nt
Organism: Spodoptera exigua (beet armyworm)
Lineage: Eukaryota; Metazoa; Arthropoda; Insecta; Lepidoptera; Noctuidae
Source: the annotation of a GenBank genome assembly